AUGGAGUUGAUUGGCGAACUACUUCGGAUGACAAUGUACAGUUAUCAAGUGAAUUUGAAAUACUUCUCAGGAUUUCUCGGAGAAUUCCUCACAGCCCAUAAAAUACCAAUUGAGGAAGAAAAUGAGCCCGUAAUCUCCUGCGCCCAGCUGCGCCUAAAGAUGCCCAAGCCUUCGACCCGAAGGGACCUCUGCAACACCACGAGGGCCAUGAAGCAAGCGGACCACGCCGACUCAGGCGUCAUUCCAAUGCUGGUCGAGUUCAUUCAAGGCCGCGACAAAAUAAAUGAGCAUUUUCGUGAAUCGCGGCCACGUCAAUCGUCGAAAAGUGUCAGGCUUUUCAAAAGGGUUGCCUCUGUUCGUUGGGCGAAGGCUUGCAGAAAGACAGAGAGGUUUUUAGCGAGCGAUGCCAAUCGGCUGGAAGUUGUGUUCCAAUGGCCACAGAUGGCAUCACCUGAAGAGUUGGCAUUUUCGGCACAAGUAAAGCUUCGACAAGAGAGAAAGUUUGAUGCUGCCAACUUAUUGAAAGACGUCUGCAUCCUGGACCUUAGCAUCCUCAUCAGUUACUUUUGCCCCACCUCACCCUAUGGCUCCGCCUUCUUCAAUGAGGCUGACGAAACUAUGGAGGCGUGCGCGGGGGAGCGGAAUCCACCGUGGCACCCGCGGUCGUCGAUGAACCAUGCGGUCGGAGUCGGAGCGCCGGGAGAGUGCCUCCCUUAG
Molecule: messenger RNA, 717 nt
Organism: Darwinula stevensoni
Lineage: Eukaryota; Metazoa; Arthropoda; Ostracoda; Podocopida; Darwinulidae
Source: the annotation of a GenBank genome assembly